Messenger RNA from Drosophila obscura, 1232 nucleotides. RefSeq names its product endochitinase A. The coding region runs from base 117 to 1154 and encodes 345 amino acids. Lineage: Eukaryota; Metazoa; Arthropoda; Insecta; Diptera; Drosophilidae. The transcript is spliced from 3 exons. The record is from RefSeq and is a predicted model, not a curated record.
AGAUACCCCGACAAAUAUCCAACGAAAUACAAAUUGUUUUUUUUUUUUUUUUCUAUUAAACUCCCAAAGGAUACGGGACUCGUCCUAGUGCAGUGCUAGCCAUUGAUAUCCCAAAAAUGUGGCAACAAUAUUUUUUUGUGAUCUUCGCCUGCUUGGGGUCUGGCCUGGUCGGCGGUGGCAAUGCCUUCUGGUGGCCCAGGGCCACAACCCCUGCUGCACGCCCUUUUGAUUUCAGGGAAGCACCCAACGCACAGCAGAUGCUGCAGCAGAUACCGCUGACCUACUUCCGCACAUACACGUACCAGCCGCUGACUGGGGGGGGGCCCUUCAGCGUGCCCUUCUUCGGCUACGGAGCAGCUCAGACGCCGCUCCUGUCGCCGAGUCCGCACUACGACCCGUACGCCGUGACCAGCUACGCGGCUGCCCGGCGGCACGAUGUCGCCGCCAAGACUGGCGUCACGCCGCCAGCUGCCAGCAGCUCCACCACCACCACCAGCACCACCACGCCCGCUCCAACGACGACCACCACCACCACCACGACGACCACCACUCCGGCACCGACUACAACGACCAGCAGCACAACGACGCCGCCUCCACCUCCUCCACAUCCCGCGAAUGGCAUCUCAGAGGGAGCGACAGUGGGAGGCUCCUACCCCUCCUCGGGCGGAGGCUCUGGAGCGACAUCCUCCCUGCUGCGCUAUGGAGAGUAUCCGACCUACACCCGGCGGGUGAGCAACCUGUACAACGCCCGACCGCAGUACCCGUAUCCGGACUACUUCAACAACCAGCCGCAGGGCGGGUUGGCGGAGCCGGGUGUGGGAAUGGGAGUGGGAGCGGGUGGCACCCGCAUCCAGUUUGUGCCCUGCAUGUGCCCCGUCAGCGUGCCCAGCCUGAGCAGCUCCCUCACUGGCGCUGGCGCUGCCGCCGCCGUUCCAGCCGCUCCAGCAGCCAUCGGCAGUGCGUCCUCCUCCAACCCGGCGGCGCGUCACAUCGACAGCCAUGAGAUGCAGGCGGACGCAGAGUUGGAUGCGGAUGCAGACGUGGACGCAGACCCAGAGGCCAGUGACGAUGAGGAGGACGUGGAGGAGGAUGAAGGUGUCACUGCCAAAGCACUGCCCGACCACCAGGAGACGACAUCGAACAGCCCCGCUUAGCCAAUGGCGCUCUCCCACUCCAUAGUAUUAAAAAAAAACCACACAUCGACUGAUUUGCCAGUUCUAGCUAUAUACUAC